AUGGGACCAAGCGGUCAUGGUCUGUUGAAGCAGGCAGAGAACACACUGUCCAGUACCGGCAGUUUCUGGAACCGUCUUACCGGCAGUGAAGAGACGUACCGCUCCGCGGCUGAAGGUUUUAUCCAGGCGGCCGAGCGGUUUCUGCAGGAAGGGUUAUACAUCGAAGCCGGAAAUGCGUUUAAGAAAGGUGCGGAUACCUUUCGGAAUCAUGUGGAAGAUUCCUCGCACUCCACCGGCCCCAAUUACCAGAGAGCGCACGAAGCCUUUAUGCAAGCCUACAAAGGCGGCCAAUCCAGCGAAGUGAACGGAAAUGUCGUCCUUGACCGUGCUAAGGAAUGCGCAACGACCAUGGGAGAGGUAUUCAAGGAGAGAAAGGACUUUUCGAGGUUGACCAAGGCUUACUCAGCACUUGGAGAUCUGUAUCGUGAACAACUGAACGACGUGACUGAGGCUGAGAAAUGGUACCUCAACGCCUUCAACGUGUAUUUUAAACCGAAUCAUAAGGAACCUGAGAAGCCUUUUGUAGACAGUCGAAGUAUUGCCAGCGGGUACCUUAUUCGGAUUGCCGAGAUGUUAGUCGAUCAUGGCGUGGAGCUUUCCGCAAAGCAGGUUGGGAAAAUGGAAACAGGUAACUACUUCAAGCGAGCUGCCUCGGCCUACCAAAUGGCAGCGACGAUUAUUGAGCCCGAACGCGCGGGGUUGGUUAUAGCGAAGCCCCGUUUGUUCAAUUCCGGACUUUGCUCUCUUGCCAUUGGAGAUGCAGCGGAGCUUGGACCUGAGCGUUUUCUAUCUUCUUCAGUAUUCAAUACGACGCUUUUCAACACGGGGCCGCUGGCAACGCUUCUGAGAGAUCUGGCUGCGGCGAUUAGGCAGGACAUCCCCGACUUAGAGCGGUUUGCGGCGUGCGUGGAAUCUUCUGCGAAAGUGACGAGUCUGGACCAUCGGCAAAGAAAUAUACUUUCCGCAGCGAGGAGGGUGACCUGGGGCGAUCAACUUACCGAGGCUGAGCUACAACAGGAAAGAGAGCGGCGGUCCUCGUCUCAACAGUAUGGCCAGUCUCAGCAAUAUGGCCAAUCUCAGCAAUAUGGCCAAUCUCAGCAAUACGGCCAGCCUCAGCAACAUGGCCAGCCUCAGCAAUAUGGCCAGCCUCAGCAAUAUGGCCAGUCUCUACAAGAUCAAAGAAACCAGCAAACGCAGCAUCACCAGCAGAGGCACAUACCGGAUGAGCAGGAGGAGGAUAAUGAGUUUGUCUAA
This is a messenger RNA of Pochonia chlamydosporia 170, 1254 nucleotides long. RefSeq names its product soluble NSF attachment protein, SNAP domain-containing protein. Lineage: Eukaryota; Fungi; Ascomycota; Sordariomycetes; Hypocreales; Clavicipitaceae. The coding region runs from base 1 to 1254 and encodes 417 amino acids. Gene Ontology annotation, biological process: intracellular protein transport. Gene Ontology annotation, cellular component: vacuolar membrane; SNARE complex. The record is from RefSeq and is a predicted model, not a curated record. The transcript is spliced from 4 exons. Gene Ontology annotation, molecular function: soluble NSF attachment protein activity; syntaxin binding.